Messenger RNA from Pseudozyma flocculosa PF-1, 897 nucleotides. RefSeq lists its product as uncharacterized. The transcript has 8 exons. Lineage: Eukaryota; Fungi; Basidiomycota; Ustilaginomycetes; Ustilaginales; Ustilaginaceae. The record is from RefSeq and is a predicted model, not a curated record. Gene Ontology annotation, cellular component: retromer complex; endosome. Gene Ontology annotation, biological process: retrograde transport, endosome to Golgi; intracellular protein transport. Bases 1 to 897 code for a protein of 298 amino acids.
AUGGCCUCCUUCUUCUCCUUUGCGUCGCCCGUCGACGUCGACGUCCGCCUCGAAAAUGAGGAUGCCAGAAAGCAAGUCGAGAUCAAGAUGGACAAGGCGACCAGGGAAAAGUGUCCGAUCUACUUCGAUGGAGAGAGCGUCAAGGGAACGGUCUCGGUAAGGGUGCGAGAUGGCAAGAAGCUGGUGCACGAUGGCAUCAAGGUAGAGUUCGUCGGCAGCAUCGAGCUCUUCUACGACCGCGGCAACCACUACGAGUUUCUCUCGCUGGUCCAGGAGCUCGCAUCUCCGGGAGAGAUGAGGGCUGCGCAGAACUUUGACUUUGAGUUCAAGAACGUCGAAAAGCAGUACGAGAGCUACAACGGCAUCAACGUCAAGCUCCGAUACUUCAUCCGUGUGUCAAUCUCUCGACGGCUGGCCGACGUGAUCAAGGAGAGGGACAUCUGGGUCCACUCGUACCGCAUGCCGCCGGACUCGAACAACGCCAUCAAGAUGGAGGUCGGCAUCGAAGAUUGUCUGCACAUCGAGUUCGAGUACAACAAGUCAAAAUACCACCUCAAGGACGUCAUCGUGGGCAAGAUCUACUUUUUGCUGGUGCGGAUAAAGAUCAAGCACAUGGAGCUUUCCAUCAUCCGUCGAGAAACGACCGGAGCAGCGCCGAACCAGUACAAUGAGUCGGAGACGAUUACAAAGUUCGAGAUCAUGGAUGGCGCCCCCGUACGAGGCGAGACCAUCCCGAUCCGACUCUUCCUUGGCGGGUUCGAGCUGACGCCGACAUUCCGUGACGUCAACAAGAAGUUCAGCACGCGCUACUACCUCAAUCUCGUCCUCAUCGACGAGGAGAAUCGGCGCUACUUUAAGCAGCAGGAGAUCACCGUAUUCCGUAUUCCCGAGAACUAG